AUGGCCGUGUCGCUGCGGCAGUCUAAUGGCAACGGGUUGCCACCCGCGGGCGACGACGACGAGGCGUGCCCGGUGUGCAAGACGACGCGCUACUUCAACAAGGACAUGGAAUUCCGCAUCAACACCGAGUGCUACCACCGCAUGUGCAAGACGUGCGUGGAGCGCAUCUUCAAAGACGGCCCCAACCAGUGCCCCUACGCGGGGUGCCACAAGACGCUGCGGCUGCGCGGCUUCAAGGCGGCGUACUUUGGGGACCUGGCCGUCGAGCGCGAGGUCGACAUCCGGCGGCGCGUUGCCACCGUCUUCAACAAUGUCGAGGACGACUUUGAAUCGCUCGACAGCUACAACGACUACCUGUACAUGGUUGAGUGCCUGACGGACGAUCUCGUCAACGGGCCCGAGGCGGCGCGCGUGCGGGCCGAGGCGCGCCUCGCCGACUGGGAAGCCCAGCACAAGGCUGAGAUUGAACGCAACCGCAGGCUCGCCAAGGAGUCGGACGAGGCCCGACAGAAGCGGCUGGCGGCGGAGCAGGAGACGGCGCGGCAGCGGCGGCUGCAGGAUCUGCGGGAAGAGGCCGACGAAAAGGCCACGGCGGCGCGGUUCCGCGAGGAGAUGCUUGACUCGCUGCAGAGCGCCGAUGUCGGCCACGCGACCGAGGUCGUGAACAAGGUCAUCCUCAAGAAGCGCGGCGGCCAGAACCACCUGGGUCGCGGCGCGGCGGCGGCGGCGGCGGCGCUGGAUCCGGCCUCGGCGCUGUCCAUCCGCGGUCUGCGCGAUAAAAAGGCAGCGGCGGCCGACGCGGCGGCCGCGAGCAACAAACCCUACGAUCCGUAUGGCGGGCUGGACCUCGCACCGCAGCGUGUCGACCUCGCGCCGCAGCGGCUGGCCGAGUAUAGCAGCGAGUGGCUCGACGUGACCCGGACCAAGCACGACUACACGGUCGGCGGCUACAGCCCGGACGAGUACCUGACGAGGGCACUGUUCGAGACCUUUUCGGGUCUCGGCGUCUUUGUGGAUGAGGAAAAGGACAGGCUGAGCAAAAAGGCCGUGGCUGGUGGUGGUGGUGGUGGUGCUGUGGAUAUGGAUGACUCGUCGUGA
Beauveria bassiana ARSEF 2860 is the source of this 1098-nucleotide messenger RNA. RefSeq names its product CDK-activating kinase assembly factor MAT1. The record is from RefSeq and is a predicted model, not a curated record. The transcript has a single exon. NCBI's taxonomy places the organism in Eukaryota, Fungi, Ascomycota, Sordariomycetes, Hypocreales, Cordycipitaceae. Gene Ontology annotation, biological process: positive regulation of cyclin-dependent protein serine/threonine kinase activity; nucleotide-excision repair; regulation of transcription by RNA polymerase II. The coding region runs from base 1 to 1098 and encodes 365 amino acids. Gene Ontology annotation, molecular function: cyclin-dependent protein serine/threonine kinase activator activity. Gene Ontology annotation, cellular component: transcription factor TFIIH holo complex.